Molecule: messenger RNA, 5454 nt
Organism: Manacus vitellinus (golden-collared manakin)
Lineage: Eukaryota; Metazoa; Chordata; Aves; Passeriformes; Pipridae
Gene: SLC6A6
Product: solute carrier family 6 member 6
Exons: 18
Coding region: 116-2200 (694 amino acids)
Biological process (GO): taurine transmembrane transport; neurotransmitter transport; sodium ion transmembrane transport
Cellular component (GO): plasma membrane
Molecular function (GO): taurine:sodium symporter activity
Source: RefSeq, a predicted model, not a curated record
GCACGCUUCUCUCCCCGGCUAUUUUUGUCCAUUUUCUCUCUCCUUCCCACCCCUCCCCGCCGUGUUUUCUCUGGCUGCCGUGCGCUAACCUCGAGUGGAGAGGCUGGUACGGGCAAUGCUACAUCUGAUGCUAAUGGGCCUACCUGGAAGAGAAAAUACAUUCAGGAGAGACUCUACUUCAUUGCCUCAUCCUAUGGAGGAAUCACCACUGCCCAUCUACAUUGAGGAGGGGACAGAAGUCCCGAUUGCCAAAAAGGAUUUGAUUGCUCUUGGCAUCAGGCAAAUCUGGACCCAGAAGACCACAGAAAGCAGAAAUAUGGCAACAAAGGAAAAGCUUCAGUGCUUGAAAGAUUUCCACAAGGACAUCCUCAAACCUUCCCCCGGCAAGAGCCCGGGAACACGGCCUGAGGAUGAGGCAGAAGGGAAACCGCCCCAGCGGGAGAAGUGGGCGAGCAAGAUUGACUUUCUGCUGUCCGUGGCAGGUGGAUUUAUUGGUUUAGGCAAUGUCUGGCGGUUUCCGUAUCUCUGCUACAAAAAUGGCGGAGGUGCAUUUCUUAUACCUUAUUUCAUUUUCCUGUUUGGGGGAGGUCUUCCUGUGUUUUUCCUGGAGGUGGUGCUAGGACAGUAUACCUCUGAAGGUGGAAUUACAUGCUGGGAAAAGAUCUGCCCUAUUUUCACUGGAAUUGGUUAUGCUUCCAUAGUGAUUGUGUCCCUUCUGAAUGUGUACUACAUUGUGAUCCUGGCCUGGGGACUCUACUACCUGUUCCAGUCGUUCCAGAGCGUCCUGCCAUGGGCCCACUGCCACCAGAAGUGGAACACGCCAACCUGCGUGGAAGACACUCUCAGGAAGAACAAAACACUUUGGAUAUCACUGAAUGCCACUAACUUCACCUCUCCUGUCACAGAGUUCUGGGAGCGCAAUGUACUGAGCUUGUCCUCGGGAAUUGAAGAUAUUGGUAUUAUCAAGUGGGAUCUAGCACUGUGUCUCCUCCUAGUCUGGGUGAUAUGUUUCUUCUGCAUUUGGAAAGGAGUCAAAUCCACUGGGAAAGUAGUGUACAUCACUGCCACCUUCCCAUUCAUCAUGCUCCUUGUUCUACUCAUCCGUGGCGUGACCCUGCCUGGAGCUGCAGAAGGCAUCAAGUUUUAUCUUUACCCUGAUAUCUCACGGUUAGCUGACCCACAGGUCUGGAUAGAUGCAGGGACACAAAUCUUCUUCUCAUAUGCAAUCUGCUUAGGAGCAAUGACUUCCCUGGGGAGCUACAACAAGUACAAAUACAACUGCUAUAGGGACUGUUUGCUGCUGGGAUGCCUGAACAGUGGUACCAGUUUUGUGUCUGGCUUCGCAAUUUUUUCCGUCCUGGGCUUCAUGGCACAAGAGCAAGGGGUGAACAUUGCUGAUGUGGCAGAGUCAGGUCCAGGCCUGGCCUUCAUUGCCUAUCCAAAAGCUGUGUCCAUGAUGCCACUGCCCACCUUUUGGGCAAUCCUUUUUUUUAUUAUGCUUCUGUUGCUUGGACUGGAUAGCCAGUUUGUUGAAGUUGAAGGACAGAUCACGUCAUUAGUUGAUCUGCACCCAUCCUUCCUAAGGAAGGGUUACCGACGGGAAAUCUUCAUCGCUAUAGUGUGUUUCCUUAGCUAUCUUCUGGGACUAACUAUGGUGACUGAGGGUGGCAUGUAUGUUUUUCAACUCUUUGACUACUAUGCAGCUAGUGGUGUAUGCCUUUUGUGGGUUGCAUUCUUUGAAUGUAUUGCUGUAGCCUGGGUUUAUGGCGCUGAUAAUAUUUAUGAUGCCAUUGAGGAUAUGAUUGGAUACAGACCUGGUCCCUGGAUGAAAUGGAGCUGGAUUGUGAUCACACCAGUUCUUUGCGUGGGGUGCUUUAUCUUUUCUUUGGCCAAGUACAAACCACUGACCUACAACAAGGUCUACACAUACCCAGACUGGGCAAUUGGCCUGGGCUGGGUUCUUGCCCUUUCCUCCAUGAUCUGCAUCCCUAUGGUGAUGGUCAUCCGCAUCAUUCAGUCAGAUGGGUCGCUCAUUGAGAGGAUAAAGGCGGUGGCUGCCCCCAAGGAAGUGAAUCGGUGGUCCAAAGAAACGGAGAGUGGCACCCCCUUCUGCCCCAAUGGAACUUCGAAUGGCGGAUUGAUCAAGCCAACUCAUAUCAUUGUGGAAACCAUGAUACCUUUUCAGUUCACCUGUCACUAGUGAUGAUCUCACUGAAUGAGCAUCUAUUGUAAGGGACUUUACCAGUAGUCUGUAUCUCAGUAUUUAAACAGUAUGAUUUCAUAAAUAGAACUGGGUUUUAUUGUUGUUGUUGUUGUUAUUAUUCUAAUUUUCCUUCUCAUCCAUAGCUUUCCUUUUCAUCUGGUCCAAACAGAUCCGCACACUUAGAAAAGUCCUCUUUUAAAGUUUGAGACAGUAGGUCCACAAUGGAUUUUUUCCUGUGUUGUAAAUGAAAAUACAAAAGUCUGUCAGCUGUAUUUGCCAUCUAGAACAGCGCUGGUGGUCACCCUACAGCAGCACCACAGCUCCUGGAAUUAGGGGCUGGAGGGGAGUUAGGAAUAGUCUGCUGGAACAGCUCAGCAAAACUGAUUUUCGCUGCUAUUCUUGGGGAGAGGAGGAAAUGAGGAAAAUAAAAAAAAAGUGCAGCCUUACAGUUGUUGUAACACCAAAAAAACCCCAAAAAACCAACCCAGCAACCAUCAGCAGAGCCUUUAAUGUCACCGUCAGGACCGCACCUUCUGCAGCUGUUUUCAGUCCUGUGUGCAUCCUCCUUCCUCAGCUGCAGAUGCUCCUGGUUCCUCUUCUUUGUCUCAGCGUUAGAUAAGUCAAGUACAUCUGAAGACACAUGGACAUCUCCAUUCGAUAGAUCUUUUCCAAGUCUCCUCCUGGUCUGUUUUUAUUUGCUAAGGAGACUUACAGUUUCGUUGAGGUUGUGCUUGUCACACUUGGGUUCAAAGCUCCCACUUUUUGCAUCAAUGGCAAACUUCCAUCCAUGGGAGAAGGAUUUGAACAUUUUUGAAUAACUGAUUAUUAGCUUCCACGUCUUGUGGUCACUGCAAGAUCACUCGUGGAGGCAUAAUGUAUAUAAAAUGUUAAAUAAGCUGUGCAUUGAAUGGAGUGGAAAAGUUAGUUCAGCAGCUCAAGUACACUUGGAAGAAAGAUGACCCUGACAUCAUUUCCAAGGAAGUUCAAUGGAAGUUGCUCACUUUCAGUAAAAAGAAUAAAAAUAAAUCUGUGUUUAAGUAGACUAGUAGAUGAAAUCUUCCACCCUCAUAUGCACGCACACAGUGGGGACAUUGCUUCUAUUCCUAGGCUGCAAAUCAUGUGUGUAAGUCUUGCCAAGCUGUUCAGGAUGAGGAUUGAGGAGGUUUAGGCACCACUUGCCUGUAACGAGCCAACCUACCAGCAUGUCCAAAUGGUCUCUCCUAAACGAGGGUGGUGGAAGAAGGAAAGUAAUGACAAAAUCCUGGACCAUGGCCCCUCCAAGGAAGCCUUAAGGUUGGACUUGAAAGCUCUUCUGGCUCCUUGUAGGCAUUACAUGGCUCCUGGCAUAGUAGGUUGGGUGUGGUGUGGGUUCAAGCAGCUGCCUUGGACUUGUUUUCUCCAAAAUCAGCAUCCAAAGCCUUGUGGUUAGGAUUGACAUGUAGUUGUGUAUUUGUAUAUUUGCAUGAGCAAAGGUCAGGAACUGUCAGACCCUGGUAGCUUGUUUUAUUUCUUAUAAUCAAAGGUAAGCUUAAGAAACAAAGUAUUCAGUCGAUUCAGUGACACUUGACACUUAAGAAACCCAUGAACUAAUGCAAAAGAGGCUCCCUGAGCUCCCUAUUUUGGUCACAAAAAUUUUAGUAUGGUAUUAAUGGUCAAUUUGAGUCUAUGGGAAAGAUUGCUCAAGAAAGACUUGAGUAUAACCAGCACCAGCCACUGCUGGAAAACUGCCCUCUCCAGCCCUGCACCCUCCACUGGAUUGUGGCUUUUUUCUGCCAGCAAAAAAUAAAUGUUUAUAUGGACAAUGCUUCUUUGUUAAAAAAAGAAAAAUCUCAAUUUGUUUGUUUCUAUUAAAAAAAUAAAUAGAAAAAGUCACAUUUUUGUGUGGGUUUUUUUUUCCAAUUGUCAGUGGGAAUUGGUGAUUUCAAUUUACCCAUGUCCUAAAACAGGAGCAGAAGUAGCUUCAGACACCAUUUCACCAAAAAAAAGAGGCAGGCUCAAAAUUUUGCUGUUUGAAACCAUUAAGAAAACAAAGCACCCCACUCAUCCCCAUCAAAGGUGGAAAACUUUAGUGACAGGGUUUGUGACUGGAAAAGAGCCUGACCCCGCUGGUAUUGCUGGACUGUUGAAUGUCAGAGCAGACACAGCUGUUGUGUCUUAAUUUGAAAUAAUCAGUAAAAGUGUCAGAAUUUAAUUACCUCAAGCUUUAGGAGUAAAGUAAAUUAAAGAGCAUGUGGAAAGGGGCAAGUUUUUGCAGGCUUGUUCCCCGUGGCGCUGCAGUGCACAGCGGGAUGGUGCUGCUCACUUUCCCAUUGGCAGCACAGGGAAAAUGUGGCCUGACUUGAGAAAUCAGAAGAAAUAAUGGGGAAAAAUCUAAAAAAAAAAAAAAAAAGUGAAACUUGAUUUCUGCUAAGGAGCUGUGCAGGUGCUCUGUGUGUGUGCAUAUGUGGGGGGAGGCUUCAGCCCUGUAUCAGAGUCCCUGUGAGCACGAUACACGCUGUUUCUAACUCUGCCUGCUUCUGCAGUUGAGAUGUUAAAAAGAUUUGAAAUUUUUUUUCAAUAUAUAAAGGAAAAAAUAAAAAAACAGUGGCAAAAUUAUGUUGAGAGGCUGAUAAAAAAAAAAUCCUGAGGGGGCAAGUUGAGUUAGUUUGUCACCUGCUCCUGUCCUGGAAGCCAGCACCAGUCUCUCAGCAUCACAGCAUCCCAGUACUGUUCUGAAGUGCUUGUUGUUCAAUAGGAUGUUGUUUUUCUCCAGUGUAAUGUUGUGAUUGUUACCUGAUAAUGUUGCCAGGGACUUCACAUUGUAAGAGGUGGUCCAUCUUGUUUGAUGUAUUUGGCUAAAAAAAAGUGGUGUUUUUUUUUUUGUUAUUUAAACUCCUAGCAACUGUGACUACAGUAAUGUGAUGAGUAGCACAUACAGCAAGGAGGUAAGGACAACAAUAGCCUCCUUAAAAAUGUCAUCUGAACUUUUUUUAAAAAAAAAAACGUUAAAAAUAUUUUUAAAACAUUUUACAACAUUUUUUGUGUGUUCCAAAAUGGAAUAUUUGUAUUUGAAAAAAAAAAAAAUCCUGGAGUGUAAUUUAAUCCUAAAACCCUCUAACCUUUGUGUAUAUGGUAAAUGUUUGUAUUUUGCAGUUUCUGUUUUGCUUUUUAGAUAAAUAAAAUGUAUAUGGAUAUUUUUAAGUCAUCUUUGCUUUUUUAGAUGAGUUUGUAAUCACCUUAUAACUGAAAAUAAAAUUUUCCUUUAUAAACCA